AUGUCCAUCACGAUGAUGUUCUUCGUGCUAUGGGCACAGGCGCCGUCGAUCGAUGACGUAGUUCUGUACUCUCCAGCAAACGAGGCGAUUGAAUCCAUCGGCAUUAUACGAUUCAAUGGAACUCUGGGCGCCCAUUCUAUAUAUAGUGGCCCCCCGUCUCCAGAAAUCGACGCCGCUUGGAAUAGGAUAUCUGUUGAUGCGCGUCCAGUUCGUAUGACGCUUGAGCAACUGCUCAGAACACGGGAGAAACCUUCUCCCUCCAUGGCUAGGUAUCCGGACGAAUACGGUGGAGGCUACAUGGCGAGUGUAGAAGUCAUUCACCAGCUCCACUGCGUAGACAUGCUUCGCAGAGUCACCUGGGGUGACCAUAACAAAUCCUCGAGUCAUGACUUCCACAAAUCCACUGGAAGUUUCCGCAUUCAUCUCGACCAUUGCAUCGAAAUGAUCAGGCAGAACAUUAUGUGCCGCAGCGACGUGACGAUGCUCACUUACGACUGGGUGGAGGGAGUCAAAGAACCUUUUCCUAACUUCAACAUUCUUCACCGAUGCAGAAACUUUGAGAAGGUCUUGGAUUGGAUUGAUGAGCAUCGUGUUUUCGUCUCUAAGUCCAAGGUGGUCCGCUUGGAGGAUAACGUGGACUUGGCUUCCCCUCCUUGAUUGCAGUCUCGAAAUAUUCUCUUCAAAGCUCUCACGUAUAUCACGAUAUGACGAAUGUAGUACUAGUAGACCACCUACGAAUGUUGCAAAGUCGAAUGGAAAUACUAUCUCUGCUGAAUGAAUCAAUAAUAU
Messenger RNA from Suillus subalutaceus, 789 nucleotides. RefSeq lists its product as uncharacterized. Lineage: Eukaryota; Fungi; Basidiomycota; Agaricomycetes; Boletales; Suillaceae. Gene Ontology annotation, biological process: mycotoxin biosynthetic process. The record is from RefSeq and is a predicted model, not a curated record. The transcript has 7 exons. The coding region runs from base 1 to 657 and encodes 218 amino acids.